AAGGAAAGAAAAGGACCUCAUGUCGCCGGAGCGGAAGCUCCAGAACAUCUGCAGGAGUGUAUUGAGGUGUACGGAGAUCUUCGGUGGAUGCGAGCUUCCGGAAGCUGGGGAUAGAGAAUUGAAGCUUCCGAUCGAGCAUCGGAGAUAUCCAGAGAGUGGAGUAAUGAAGAUCCGGCGACUGCAAAAUUGUGCGGUAGGGUACUCUAACUCUUCGCCGGUGAGAAGAAGCUCUAUGAGCAAGUGUUCGAAGGUUUAGGCACUGCUACAGCCUACAGAUGAUGCUUGCUUUAUGUAGAUUAUCAAAUGUCCAGAACUUCUCUUGGAGUUCAUCUCGAGUUCUUGAGCUUUCAUUUUCAUGGCGUCUACAUCCAGGACGAGAAACCUCUUUGAAGAAGACGACCCAACCCCUUGCUACGACCUCAUCAACAACCUCUUCUCCCAGGACAAAGCCGUCGUCGACCCCGCCCUCUCCUUCUUCAAAGACGCCGUGAACCAGUUCCCAGGCUCAGUGUGUCGCAAGUUCGCUAAAAUCCUAGACACGAGCCGUCUCCCCCUAACCAGAAUCCGCUGCUCCACCCUUCUCGCCCGUUUUCUCGCCACCUCCUGGCCCACCAUCCCCCCCAUUCCUCAAGCCGAAAUCAAGGCCGUCUAUCUCAAGCUCCUCCACAACGAAACUAACCGGCCCGCCCUCGAGAUUCACUGCGCCUGCGUUUCAAGAAUCGGAGCUAUUCUUCUCCCCAAGAAUGAAUGGCCCGAAUUCUUGUCUUUUUUAUUUGAAUCUUUGUCUUCUUCUUCCGCGCCAAGAAAAUUGGCCACCGUUAUCUUGCUCCGGGAACUGAUCCCCAAAUGCCGCGAGGUUUUCGCCCCCUCUGUUAAUCUUUUGUGCGUGGCGUUUCUGCAGUUAAUGAGUCAGGGAAACGACGAAAGAGUGAGAGCCGCAACCCACGGGGCGGCCGUGAAGAUGGUUUUGCACUUGCCUACACCCUCCAAUUAUUACGACCUUUUGCCGGAAAUGAUCAGCGUUUUAAUGGACAGCGUUUUUCGCGACUACCUCACAUCCGACAUUCUUGAAGAAAUAAUUGCGUUAGCCACACGAAAACCCGGGUUCUUUGUAGCUGAAUUUAAGUCCUUGGUGCAAUUCAUGCUUGAGAUCAUCAGUGUAGAGCUUAUGAAGCCCAAGACCAGGCAACUAGCCAUACAGUUCUUGGUGGUAAUGGCGGAGGAUAAAAAAGAGGGUUGUGGGAUGAUUCAGAAUCUGCCCGGUGACGUAAUUGAAGAGAUUCUCACACAGCUCCUCAUAUUGCUGGUGCGUGUUGAUGAUGAAGAAUCAUGGGAAUACGCAGAUGACGAUGACACAGAAGUAGGGAAACUAAGUUUAGCCUUUGAUGCAGAGGAUGCUUGGAAAAGGCUGGCAAUUGCACUCAGGGGAGAAAUAAUUGUGGGCAAUCCUCCUGAUUUGCUGGCAGAAUACAUUAAAGAUGAUGACUGGAGAAAGAGAUAUGCUGCAGUUACUGCUGUUGGCCUAAUUACACCUGGUUGCUCAAAGAUGUUAAUACAAUACCUGGAUGUUUCGAUGGAAACGAUAAUGGAACUAGUUACUGAUCUUCACCCUCGCGUGCGCUGGGCAGCUAUCCAUACCAUUGGCGAAUUCUCAAUCUACUUAUGUCCCCAUUUGCAAGAACAAUAUCAUCAUCAGAUCAUUCCUGCCUUGUUGCAAGCCAUUGGUGAUCUCGAGCACACCAGACUGCAGACACACGGAGCAACAGCAUUGAUGCUUUUCAGCCGGAAUUGUCGUUCAGAUAUCUUAAAACUGUACAUGAAAGAAAUAGUUAACAAACUGCUUAUGCUCUUGCAGCAAAGAGAGAUAAUGUUGGAAGACGCAGCUUUGGGAGCCUUAGGCUCAUUAGCUGAAUCAGCCAUGGAUGAGUUUCGACCAUUCUAUGGCAUUGUAAUGCCCUACCUAAAAUUUGCGGUAGUAACUGGAAAAGCGAAUUCUGAUUACUUGCAUGUAGCCAACUCCCUGAAGUGCAUUGCUGUGAUUGCGGUGGCAGUGGGGAAAAGUAUGUUCUAUGCUGAUGUCGAAGAUGUUGUUAACGAUCUCAUCUUGUUACAAGAAUCUAUUUACUCUAGAAAAGAUGGCACAGUGAGGAGUGAUUUGCUACAAGCAUGGGGUGGUGUCUGCCGAUGUUUAGGGGUGGACUUUCUUGCUUACCUGAGUGAUUCCGUGCCUCAGCUGAUUCAGUCUGCUAAACAGACAGAUUACCUGACAGAUGAUGUUGGUAGUGAUGAUAAGCGAAGAAGUAUUAUCUUGAAGGAGAAGUUCUUGGCUUGUAAUACAAUAGGCUGUUUUGCUGCUCAUAUCAAGGGAGGACUGCAUAUGUGGAUUAAGGAGGUUGUAGAUGCUGUUCUUCCACUUGUCAAUUUUAAACUCGAUGAACGAGUUAGAAUAGCUGCAGCAACAGCUAUGCCAUUACUGUUGCAAUCAGUUGCUAUUGCUGUGGAAAGCCAGCUUCCUAUUCCAGAUUUUUCUGAUUCUCCGAUUAUUACCAUAUCUGAAACCAUAAUGUCAACUUUGAUUGAAGCCUUACAGGAACCAAGCAUAAAGUUUCGGGUGAUAAUAUUGGAGGCAUUGAAUCAAUGCAUUCAGAUUCCUCACACUUGUAUACAUAAAGAUAUGGCAACACUAUUUGUCAAAGGCAUAUCGAAGCUCCUCUUUGCAUGCAUAAACAAGAAAAUAGUAAGAGAAUUGAGACUAAGCAGUAGCAAAAACUUGAGGACGGCAGAACUGCUGGACGAGGAAGUUCAGGAUGAGGAUAAUAUUUACAGACAAGUUCACAUUUGCUUGGGAACUCUGACGGAAAGGCUCAAGGCCUCAUUCUUGCCUUUCUUGGAUGAACUAUUGCCCUUUGUAAAUCAUCUUUGGAAAAAUAAUAAAGCAAGGAAAGAAAGAAGAUUAGGCUUGAGUGUUUUUCAUGACAUUGCUGAGAACUGCGGAGAAGAAACUUUCAGACACUAUGACAUGUGCAUUCCAUUCCUGCUCAAAACCUGCAAGAGCCGCGAGACUACAAAUCCAGCCCAGGAAGAGAUAGCUGCGUGUGCAAUUGCCAUUUGUGCGGAGUUUGGUGGAGAAGUGUUUAAGCCGCAUCUCCCAGAUGCACUCAUGAGUCUGAUAGCUAUAAUUUCUCAGACUGGUAACUUAACCCUAGAACCCCUCAUGGCCAAAGAAGCUGCUGUUUCCGCUUAUGGGAAACUAUGUUCCUUGCUUACUGAAGACGCUAGCAUAUACAUGCAUACAUGGCUUUGGCUACUGAAUUUGCCGUUAAGAUGUAAUUUGGAUGAAGCCAAAGCUGCCCACAGUCUGCUUUGUUCCAUGAUUGACCAGCCAGAGACUAAGAUUACUGGUCCUUAUGAUGGUUACAUUUCCAGAAUCAUUGUAGUUUUGACUGAGAUUGUGUGGGCUGGGAAACAUUUAGCAACACCAGAAAUCCUGGACAAGAUGAUUCUACAGCUGAAGAUGUUGGGUAAGAAAAUAACAGAGGCUAACUUUGUGGACAUAAAUGGAACAUUACCUCCAUAUAUGCAGGGCAUGUUGCAGGGCAUCUUGUCAUAGGAUUCUUGUAUAGUUGUAUGGAUGUAUAGCAGAGAAAACACUUGCCUAGUAUACCUUGUACAUGAUAAACAGUUAGAUCAAAUCAGUAAAUUUUUCCCUUUUUUUUUUUUUUCUCACAACCAUCAA
This is a messenger RNA of Ipomoea triloba (trilobed morning glory), 3736 nucleotides long. RefSeq names its product importin-5-like. The record is from RefSeq and is a predicted model, not a curated record. The transcript has 18 exons. Bases 356 to 3610 code for a protein of 1084 amino acids. Gene Ontology annotation, molecular function: nuclear import signal receptor activity. Lineage: Eukaryota; Viridiplantae; Streptophyta; Magnoliopsida; Solanales; Convolvulaceae. Gene Ontology annotation, biological process: protein import into nucleus. Gene Ontology annotation, cellular component: nucleus; cytoplasm.